CCUCUCAAGAGAGGCCAUAAGGAGAUGUUCAGGUCACAAAACCCUUGUGCUUCUCAUUUCACAUCAGCAUGUGCAGCCCGGGAUGCACAGCUGUAUCUCAGAGAGUGUGUGGACAGAAGCACAGGAGAAGCAGGAUAAACCAGGUCUGUCCCCAAGGCAGCCUUUGCGGUGCUGGGAAACCCUGGUCCGUGCUGUCAUAUCUGCAAGCUUGGUCUGUGAGGAUGCUUCCAGCAUAGAGGUUAUUAGUGAAUCUCUUAAGUUCUGGAUCAGCCUUUGCUUCUGCUGCAGGGGGAAAGGAAUGAUAGGAAAAACCCUGGUGAUGGUCAAAGGGUGCUGUCGAGGCAAACAGUCCUGUACAGUGUUUGUAGCAGUGAACAAGGAGCAAGAAGAACAGCUGACCCAAAGCUUCAUGUCUGUGGGCAUGCAGGGUUGUUGGAGCUGACAAGUGAGCCAGGGAACAGAGGGAAUUGAGGAAAUUCACACCGUUUGGUGAUGAAGAUGUAGUGGCCACAAGUAGGGCAGUGGGGUUUGCCAUGGAUGUGUGGUGGGUCCUGCACUGGGCACUCAUGAUCCUCUCUCAAGUACCUGUCUGCUGUGAAAUAACGCUCCUGGUUGAUACACCACUUGACUGCUGGUGAUAAUGCUCAGUACAGCAGGAGGAUGACAGUGGCUGUGCUGGUCUCAGACCCCAGGCUUGCCAAAGUCUUGCAGACCCUGGUGUCUUUGGCUUGCUGUCCCUUGAAACUCGGCUGCAGCUGGGUUGAAUGGCACCAGCUUCCAUGUGUUUGACCAAGGACGCUUUGCCAAAGAGGUGCUGCCCAAGUAUUUCAAACACAACAACAUGGCCAGUUUCGUCCGGCAGCUGAACAUGUAUGGCUUCAGGAAGGUGGUGAACAUCGAGCAGGGGGGUCUUGUCAAGCCUGAGCGGGAUGACACCGAGUUCCAGCACCUCUGCUUCCUGCAGGGCCACGAGCAUCUCCUGGAGCACAUCAAGAGGAAGGUGUCAGUAGUGAAAAGUGAGGAGACCAAGAUGCGCCAGGAGGACCUCAGCAGGUUGCUAUACGAGGUACAGAUACUGAGAAGUCAGCAGGAGAACAUGGAGUGUCAAGUGCAGGACAUGAAGCAGCAAAAUGAAGUUCUUUGGCGGGAAGUUGUUUCUCUCCGGCAGAACCACUUGCAGCAACAGAAAGUGAUCAACAAGCUGAUUCAGUUUCUGUUUGGCCAGCUCCAAUCAAGCCCUAGCAGCACUGGGAUAAAGAGGAAGCUACCUCUGAUGCUUGACAACGGGAUCUCAGCUCCACAAGUGUCCAAGUUCAGCCGGCAUUUGUCUACAGACCCCCUUCAUGACCCCUAUUUCAUACAGUCGCCAUCAACAGAACCUGCCUCUUGCUUAAACAGCCCCACAGUUGCUGGAGGACCCAUCAUAUCUGAUGUAACUGAAGCAUCACCAUCCAACAUAAUAAAUAUGCAUUCUCCUCCUGAAAAUGACAGAGAGAAAUGCCUCAUGCUGAUCAAGGAAGAGCCAGUCAGCCCCGGAGUGAAAGCCACCACUGAGCCUGAUGUCCCGCUGCCAGGCUGCCAGGCUUGCUCCGAGCCUCCCGUGCUUCCAGUGGCCAUGGUUCAGUCUGUUUUGGAAGGCAAAGGGAGCUGUGGCACGGCCCCUCCAGGGACCUCGCAACCAUCUGAGAGAAGAGGCAGAAGGGCACUGCUGGACAGAACAGAUAUUUCAGAUCCCUUGGAGGGCUCCGACUGGAGCUUGGAAGGGCUGCAGCUGCUGCUGAGGAGCCAGCAGUAUGGCCUGGAGCCAGCCAGCCUCUUGGAUGUCUUUAAUCCCAAUUUAUCUUUCAAUGAGUGGAAUUUGACUGAAAUGGAAGCUAGUCUGUCCCCGAUGCAGCGUCUCACAGUGGAUCUGGAGAAGAAUGCAACUGAGCUGUCCUCAAAAGUGUUCAACCCACCGUUUAACAGCACCUGCCCAGGGAGAGAUGUCAUUCUUGAAAGCACCCAGCAGUUCCUCGUUGAUCGUCAGUCAGUCUUUGGAAAUGACCUCAUCAACUUGCCUGAGAGUUCAUCGCUAUAUGUUCCAUCUGACAGUAUGGCUUCCUACCUGUCCUCUGUGGGUGUCCAAGGGGAGAUCCCAUUAAACCUGAGCUCCUCAACUGACAACAAUCAGUGAUUUAGAUUCCAAGAAAUGAUGUCUCCCUCCCACCCAUCCAAGCAUCCACAGUUUUGAAUGUAAAGAAACAAAAGUGACUCAGAAACCCACAAGAGAGUUUCUUUUUGUCCCCUUUCUUUUUCAGUAGAUGGAAAUGUUCAGUAGCUGUUGCAUUACCCUCCCUGCACCUGAAUUUCAGUGUUUGCCCAGGACAGCAAUUUUAAAUGAAAUACUGCUUCUGGUGCUUGCUCCUGUGGGGAGUGAGAACUUGGCAGGUUUGGGGAUUUUUGCCUUUUAAGUGCUUUUAGAAGUUUCAAAUUUAAUAAAAUUUAAGUGAAGAGUAGCUUGAAAGUACAUCAGGGACUUCAUAAAAUAUAAUGAUCCCAACUAGUGUCUGCAACAGCAAAAUACUGGAUUUUAUUGGGGCAGCACAGAUUAGCUAAGAUGCCUGACCCUUCUGGAUGCUGGUUGUUUUUUUUUUAAUAGGAAAAUAGUUCUAUAUGCCAGUCCAAUGCUUUAAAAAUAUUCCUUUAUUGAUUUUCUGGUUUUUAUGGGAUGUAUUUGUGCCACUUCUUUAUCGUCCUAGGGUGAGUAGGAAAAUGAAGAUCUCUUCUGGUGUGCAGAAGGUAAUUAUCUGAGUGACCACUCAGAAUGUGUCUCUGGCUCCCAAUGGAGCUACAGACCACUACAGAACCCAAAACAUCCUGUGCUGAGUUGAAGGGGUUUGUUGUUUGGGAUGUUUUUCCCCUAAAUUUAUUUCUUCUAACAUACAAACAAAAGGGAUAGAUUCUUGUGCCUGCACAACUUUCCACUUUGCAAAGAGGACAGCGGAGGUGGACUCUGGGUUUUGGUGCUGGCUAAGCGUUGUAUGUCCAGUCCAACGUCUUUUUCCCUUGGCCUUGACCUGUUCUAGUUCCCCUGAAGAUGUGCCUGUUGAUUUAUUGAUGUAUAAAAUCUGAUGAACCAAUUUAAUAGAUUGGAUCCCCUUUUUAGGAGGGCUCUCAGCUGCUCUAUGUAGGAGAGAGGCAGAAGGGUUAGUCCACCAUGUCCACUAACUUUCUUCCUGUCCUUUGUGCACCUGAGACCAGCCUCCAAAGGUUGAAUUAAUCUUCCUCUACCAUAUGGUUUCUGACAACUGAUUUUCUCAACAAAGCAGAGCUUUGUUUUUUAUUCUAGUAGUUCUAAUGAGAACGUAUUAUUUAUCUCAGUAGCUUCUGAGUUGCUUUUCCUUAGGAAAGCUACCCUAAUGCAGUAAGAAACAUCCAGGAAAUUCAUCUAACUCAGGCCUCCUAAGGGCUUAGACAGGGAGGUGUGAGCUGUGCCAGUAUCAUUUGAAGAAAUACUCUGCUUGCUUCCACUGCCAUGAUGACUCUUGGUUCUAAACUGUAUUUCUGAGCAUCCGACCCAAAAUAUAAUCAGGUGAAUGCAGGCUCACAUUCUCCUUAGUAAGAUGAGCAUGUUUUCAGUGGACCUUCCUGUCAGAGCCCUUCCCUCCAUCCAUUUAUCAGUAUGUGAAAGAUGUGUUAGCUCAGAAACAUGAAUUUUUGAGCAUGUUUUUCCCCAGGUAAUUACUGUGUGCUGGGAGCUCUGCCACCACUGUGGUGGUGCAGACUUUGCAGGAGUGAGGUUGUGAGAGCUUCUGAAUGAAUUCCAUACACUGGUUAUUUUUGUUCAGGACUGAGGGAGAAUGCUGGCAGCCCUAUUGGCCAGGUAUUUAGAUGAUGUGCUUGAGUGUAGGUUUCCCUUUCUGGCAGAUUUGUGCUUUGACAGUUCACCUAGAUCAAUCCAUUUGCCACUGUAUUUUGUCAUUUCCAGAGAUGGAAAGUGGUUGAGCUGCACUCUGUUUAUUUCUUUUCUCAUGAUUGAAAAUUGUCUGGUGUCUUCUAUUAACUGCAUGUUGUCCCCAUUCAGGAUUUACAUCCUUCUCUGAACCUUCACAUGCUAGAUUGCCUUAAAGUUAACACUGAAUGUAUUGAUCUGGUAAGGUUGAAGCAUGUGCUUAACUUCAAGCUCCUAGUAGUUUUCCCAUAUUUUUAUGAAGCCUAUUGCAUGCUUGAGGUUAGA
Messenger RNA from Pezoporus flaviventris, 4216 nucleotides. RefSeq names its product heat shock transcription factor 4 (gene HSF4). The record is from RefSeq and is a predicted model, not a curated record. Bases 842 to 2173 code for a protein of 443 amino acids. The transcript has 13 exons. Gene Ontology annotation, biological process: regulation of DNA-templated transcription. Gene Ontology annotation, molecular function: sequence-specific DNA binding; DNA-binding transcription factor activity. Lineage: Eukaryota; Metazoa; Chordata; Aves; Psittaciformes; Psittacidae.